UAUACAGCACAAACAUUCUGGAAAAUUUCCAAUUCAGGGGCAGCAAUGAUAUUCCACAUCCUCUGACGUCAACGUUACCUCAAAACCGUUGCGUCGUCUUUAUUCCGUCAAACCCAACGCCGCCCAAUAAACCACCUCUCCGUUCUCCUCUCCCCCAAAAUUCAAAUUCCAAAUACCUAAGAUUCGCUAAAAUCCCUUCCCCGUCGCCACAUCGCAUGAACCCUUGAAUUCCGAUUCGGAUAGGCAUGUCCGGAGCGGCCUUGUCGCCGCCGACGAAUUCGAAGUCGCUGACGCAGACGGUGAGCGGGUCGCACAAGUUCGUGAUCGAGGGCUAUUCGCUGGCGAAGGGGAUGGGAGUGGGGAAGCACAUUGCGAGCGACGUGUUCACCGUCGGAGGUUACCACUGGGCGAUCUACUUCUACCCCGACGGCAAGAAUCCCGAGGACAAUUCCGCCUACGUCUCCGUCUUCAUCGCCUUGGCCAGCGAAGGCACCGACGUCAGGGCGCUUUUCGAGCUCACGCUCCUCGACCAGAGCGGCCAGGGGAAGCACAAAGUUCAUAGCCAUUUCGAUCGCUCCCUCGAGACCGGUCCCUACACGCUCAAGUACAAGGGAAGCAUGUGGGGCUACAAGCGGUUUUUCAGACGGUCUUUGCUUGAAACCUCUGAUUUCCUCAAGAAUGAUUGUUUGAAAAUCAACUGUACAGUUGGAGUUGUGGUUUCAGCAUCUGAUUGCCCACAACAUUACUCUAUUAACAUCCCGGAAUCUGACAUUGGAUCACACUUUGGUGCACUAUUGGAUAAUAUGGAAGGUUCAGAUAUUAUUUUUGAUGUAGCUGGGGAAAAGUUCCAUGCUCAUAAGUUGAUGCUGGCUGCCAGAUCCCCAGAAUUUCGAUCUAAAUUUCUUGAUGGUUUAGAUGAGGAAAAGAAUGAGAUUAUUGUAACAGAUUUAGAACCAAAGGUUUUUAAGGCCAUGCUGCACUUUAUCUACAAAGAUACUCUUACGGAAGAGGUGGCCACGGUUUCAUCAACCACUACUAGCCAUUUUCCGGUUUCUGAAACAUUGACUGCAAAAUUGUUAGCUGCAGCAGACAAGUAUGGCUUGGGUAGGCUUAGAUUGAUCUGUGAAUCUUGUCUUUGUAAGGACAUUUGUGUGAAUUCUGUAGCCGAUAUUUUAACCUUGGCUGAUCAUUGCCAUGCCACGGAGUUGAAAGCUGUUUGCCUAAAAUUUGCUGCUCAAAAUCUAGCAGCUGUCAUGAGAUCAGAUGGAUUUGAGCAUAUGAAAGAAAAAGGCCCAUGGCUACAAUCAGAGAUCCUGAAGACAAUUGCUGGGGGUGAGGGUGAAGGUUCCAGUGCAGUGGAAAAAUCUCAGAGUGUAUGGGGCCAACUUUCAGAUGGUGGUGACACGAAUGGUAGAAGGGUCAGGCAGAGAAUCUGAUAUAUGUUGUCACACUGGUAUCUCUAUGUCUAUGAUUCUUUUGUAAAAUGCAGGUGAUAAUGCUGACAAAUUGGGGGGUAAAAAAGAACACGGCAAAGAGGGAAAACCCUCUUCUGUCCAACUUUUCCAUGUUUCAAUGGAAAGUUUAGAAAAAGCAGGUAGACUAGAUGUUAUGCAGGUUUUUUUUUUUAUGUAAAUGUCAUCAGUGGGUGUAUGUUGUUAGUGCAGAGUGGUCAUUGAAAAUGAGCUUAUCUGCAGUAGACUAUUGAUACUGACUAUACUUUGGAAGUGGAUAUUUGGUUGCUGGACUUUAUCUCUUCCAUUUGCUUUCUCCUUUUCUGUACUUGGUUCCAACCAAAUGUUUUUAGAAGUAGGUUCAUUAGGAUGGCUGUUGUUAUACCAUGUACAAAAUAUUCAUUUUGUAACAAUUGUUUUUUCAUGGCACACCUGCUAGAGCCAGUGAUUCUGGUUUGGUGGUCUGUUUUGAUUGACGUUGAUGACAUUAUGUUGCCCAGCUAGCGUGAAUACACCAUCCUUUUUUUUUUUUUUUCUUAUUU
Glycine soja is the source of this 1993-nucleotide messenger RNA. Its product is annotated as BTB/POZ and MATH domain-containing protein 4-like. The coding region runs from base 246 to 1436 and encodes 396 amino acids. The transcript is spliced from 4 exons. Gene Ontology annotation, biological process: protein ubiquitination. Gene Ontology annotation, molecular function: protein binding. The record is from RefSeq and is a predicted model, not a curated record. Lineage: Eukaryota; Viridiplantae; Streptophyta; Magnoliopsida; Fabales; Fabaceae.